This is a messenger RNA of Lytechinus variegatus (green sea urchin), 2478 nucleotides long. RefSeq names its product protein PLANT CADMIUM RESISTANCE 3-like. The transcript has 3 exons. The record is from RefSeq and is a predicted model, not a curated record. The coding region runs from base 171 to 491 and encodes 106 amino acids. NCBI's taxonomy places the organism in Eukaryota, Metazoa, Echinodermata, Echinoidea, Temnopleuroida, Toxopneustidae.
UAGAUUAUAUUAUUUUUCAUUUGCUAGUGCUAUAGCAACGCCCGCACAGCUGCACAGAGAGCCCGUGUCAUAUCCAAACUAUCCCCCAUCCGUCCGUUGAUAGUUGAUACCAUCGCACGCGUUGGAUAACUUUCUAAUUGUAACCAUCAUCAAAGUUUAAUAUACUAAUCAUGGGUGAAUGGAAACACGGUACCUUUGGUUGCUUUGAUAACCUAGGAAUAUGUAUCAUCACAUAUAUUGCACCUUGUUACACGGCUGGUAAAAAUGCUGAAGCCAAUGGCGAGAGCUGUAUCCUCUAUGGAUGCCUGUCAAUGCUGGGAUGUAUUGGGUUGUGGUCAAUGACUUCCAUUCGAGGAAAGACCAGGGCGGCCAAAGGAAUCGAUGGGUCGUAUGUCAACGAUCUGAUAUGCAUCUGGUUUUGUACACUUUGUGCCUUAGCCCAAGAAAAUAUGGAAUGGGCGGAUGGUGGACAGGCGAUGGCACGUGAAUAAACUAUCACCCUUUCUAGCUGGUCUCCUCAAUCUCAUAUCAACAUGAUUAAGAUCCGACCUCUGCAGCAACACUGGACCAACCAGCCUAAGGUGGUGGCAAAAAGCAAAAAAUAAUGAAAACUUCCAUUUAUCAACUCAAACUAUUAUAUCACCUGGGAUCAUUUUUUAUCAACAUUUUCGUCCGACAGACAAGUUGUCAGAUCUGACAACUUUCCUUGAUUUUGAUUGGCUGAAUAGCACCGCUACUAUGGUACUGUCUGAUAAAACGGGACUUGUCGGAUAAAACAUCCCGAUAUUUCAUUUAUAAAACACGCCCCUAGGGUCCCUCACCACAACACUUGGGGAUUGAUCAUACGGAUUUGUUUGCAAUUGAUUUCGUCUUUCAUACAAAAUUAACUAUACGAUCAAUAUACGCUUUUUGCUGUAGAGGCCCUGGCUUUGGCAGUGAUGAAAGGGAAAAAUCUGAAAUCUGUGAUUACUUCUAAGGGAUACUGAUUAAACAAUUUACGAACACUCCAAAUCCAUGAUCAUAAUCUUUUCACUUUGUCGAUAGAAACUACUUUACAUAAAAAUUAAACACAUAUGAGUUAAUGACUUGAAAUAUUUUGUUGUCGGUAUUACUAUUUUUUGAACGCUGAAAUAAAAUUAGAGGCUGAGACUCUUGUGGAAACGAGGCCGCCGGUUAAGAGGCUACAAUAUGCCUAAAGUGAUGCACAUUGAACUAUAUUGUCUUUCAGAAUACUAUUACGAGAUUAUUGUCAUAAAUAUGCGACGUAAUCAUUUGGUCGUUGGUUUGAUUAAGUUGUGCAAUUAGAGGAGUUACUUAUUUACUUUCUGACAUAGCAUUUCAAACUCGUUGAAUUAAAAAAAUAUAAUUUAUGCAGAUACUUCCCUAUACAAAUAAAAUAUCUAUGGAUAUGCAAGUAAAAGUCAACAUAGUUUGUUCUUUGUCUUUCAAUGUCUCUUUUGUAGAAAAACAACAUUUCCCCGUUUUAUUUACAUAAAUAAAGGAAAUGUCAAUUUAAUGUCAAAUGAAAAACUUGAAUAUCGGCUGUGUUAUAUUGAUCACCCCCCCCCCAAAAAAAAAAAAACGUGACUACCCAGUAUCACUCACAGGAAUUAUGGAUGAUUACAUUUUUGUAUAAAGUUUUAUAUGCUUCAAUCAUGUACAUAGUCUACGUUUAGGUUUUAGUGAUCUUUUAUAAUCUUUGUAAAUCUGUGGAUGUUUUCUGUUGUUUCUGCGAGGUUUUCUCUUUUAAACUGAAAUUCGUAUAGACUUAAUUGUAGACGCCCUUUUUUCGCCGGAAACUUGAGCGUAAUUUGGUUUAUUAUAUUGGUAUUUCAUAAAGUUAUUUAUAUCGUAACAUUCGUUUGUUAAUCAAUGUUCCCCAUUUAGAUACCCCGGAUUUGUAAAAAUAAAUCAUAUUAACCAAGGAGUCCCACUGUAGACAAAUCUAACAAUAAUACAAUAAAAUAAUCAAGUUGUUUCCCACUUUUCAUCCGAUUUUAAGUUGUGUUGAAAUCAUAAUCAAACACGUCUAAUGCAUACAAACUGACACGACCUGUAUUUCUGUAGUACUUUAGAAAUUACACGUGAUUUAGUAAACAUAUCCGAAAUGUCAAAUAAUAAUUGUAUUGCAUAAUGAAAUGUUGCAAGUUCUCCGUUAAUGUUUAAUAAUCUCUCGAAUUCUUAAAGUACUUUUUUGAUGAUAAAAGGAAAUGAAAUAAAGGUUUGAUGCAUCAAAUAGAAUACCGAAUCAGAGUGUUUCCAGAGAAAAAAAUCCGGAGACAAAUUAUAUGCUGAAAUGAUUUUGUAUCGGGAAAGGCCUAUCAGCAAAACAGUGAAAAUCUAUACUUCUAUUGAAUGAGUGUAAUAGAAUUGAUAUAUUGUAAAAACACAUAAGUAUUGUGGUUUUCUUUUGGCGCCCCUUUUUCUAUGAUUAUAUAUCUUGUACUGUCGUGGAACCAUCGUCAGAUUUGUUUUAUA